CGCUGCUGACUUCAGCUCCCUUUCUCUCUCAUUCGAUUUUGACGGAGGUUGUGCAUUUUGGUCCGCCCCUCUUCCGUAAAUCUCAUUCCCUUUGCGGAUUUAGGCUCUGAUCUGCUUCGCAGGCGGCGAGAUUUCAUGUAGGCACGUCGGGAUCGAUCGGAGGAUCGAGGAGGAGCUGUCGCUGGAGCUGAAGUGGGUGGCUUUUGGGGGGGUUUUUUCUUGGUUCUUCUAAUUUAUGAUGGGCUGUUUUCCCUGCUUCGGAUCGGCCAGUCAGAGGGAGGAGGAGGAGGAGGUGAAGAAGAGGAAUGAGGGGAAAGGUGGUGGGGGUUUCAAGGGUGCCUCGUUGUCGCACCAUGGCGGUUCUGACAAAUUGAGGUCGAGGACUGGUUCAGACUCCAAGAAGGAAGCAUCAACUCCGAAGGAAAGCAAUGCCGGUCAUAUUGCAGCUCAGACAUUCACUUUCCGUGAGCUUGCUGCUGCCACGAAGAACUUUAGACAAGAUUGCCUUUUGGGUGAAGGUGGUUUCGGUCGUGUAUAUAAAGGAAGGUUGGAGAAUGGACAGGUUGUUGCUGUUAAACAACUUGACAGAAAUGGUCUUCAGGGGAACAGGGAGUUUCUGGUUGAAGUCCUCAUGCUUAGCCUCUUGCAUCAUCCUAAUCUUGUCAAUCUGAUUGGUUAUUGUGCUGAUGGUGAUCAACGAUUGCUCGUCUAUGAAUUUAUGCCUUUGGGAUCAUUAGAAGACCAUUUGCAUGAUAUCCCAGCUGAUAAAGAACCAUUAGACUGGAACAUCCGGAUGAAAAUAGCAGCUGGUGCAGCUAAAGGUUUGGAAUACCUGCAUGAUAAGGCGAAUCCUCCAGUUAUUUAUCGUGACUUCAAAUCAUCAAACAUACUUCUUGGUGAAGGAUAUCAUCCGAAGUUGUCAGAUUUUGGGCUUGCAAAACUUGGUCCUGUUGGUGACAAGACUCAUGUCUCAACCAGAGUGAUGGGAACAUAUGGUUACUGUGCUCCUGAAUAUGCUAUGACAGGGCAGUUAACAGUGAAAUCUGAUGUCUAUAGUUUUGGUGUUGUCUUUCUUGAACUGAUUACAGGGCGUAAAGCAAUUGACAAUACUCGGCCUUCUGGAGAACAAAAUCUAGUUGCAUGGGCUCGUCCAUUAUUUAAAGACCGUAGGAAGUUCCCCAACAUGGCUGACCCAUUGCUACAAGGCCGAUAUCCAAUGAGAGGCCUAUAUCAGGCACUGGCUGUUGCAGCUAUGUGCCUGCAGGAGCAAGCAGCCACUCGACCUUUCAUAGGGGAUGUCGUGACAGCACUUUCAUAUUUAGCUUCACAAACUUAUGAUCCAAAUGCAGCUAGUGUUCAGAGAACCAGGUUUGGUUCAUCUACCCCCAGGUCCCGAAGCGGGUCUGACAAUCAACAGGCUGUUCAUUCACCACAUCAAAAUUCUCCAGACCUUAGGCAAAGGGAUCCAUUCAAGGCGGGUGGUAAAGGUGCAAAAGUUGGCAGAGGUGGUUCUGCUGGUGGCUCUGGGCGGAAGUGGGGCUUGGAUGACUUGGAGACUCAUGAGUCUCAGAUGGAUAGCCCAGUUCAUGUAGGGGUAGCAGAAGGCUCACCAAAGACUGUCGAUCCGAAUCUUGUCAGAGAGCAUGCUGUUGCAGAAGCCAAACUAUGGGGUGAAAAUUGGAGAGAGAGACAACCGAGAAAUACACCAGGUAGCUAUGAUAGUACACAUGAGUAGAGGUCUUGUUUGGAUGGUGCUUUUCUUGCCAUACUUUCAUGCACAAAGGGAAGAUAUAGGUUGCGUGCUUAGCUGGUCAGGACAUAUGACCUUUGCAGGUUUCAUCAUGGUACCACAUUCUUUUUGUGAAUAAGGUUGAUGCUCUGUGACAUCUACUUUCUUGUCAAUCUGCUAUAUCCGCUGGUUCCUUUUCCUGAGAGACGUGAUGUGCCUUACUGAAGCCUUGUAAUGUGGCGUACAAGAUGGCACAGCCAAAAAGUAAAAGGUCGAAAAAGCAUUCAGAAAGUAUAGAGUUUGGAUUUAGAAUGUAUACAUGCAAUCUAGUACAGUCAACUCGUACGAGCAAAUUCGGUGCACAUUCUGUGUAGUGUCUUUUUUACUCGAAGUACAAGAAAAUUUUAUUGGAUUUUUGUCCAUAAAAUCUGCACAUGAGUUUUCUGUUCACAUCUCGUCUCGUAAAACUAUGUUUCUUCAAGUUGUAUGUCAUGCUAUUGGAAACUUGCAGAAUUCUGUUGUAUUUCACUGUGUGAAUUUUCUAGCUUCCACCCUUUCUGGUCACUGUUAUGUCAGACAUUGUUGGUUCCAUUUGUUCUUAUAAUGAUGGAUGAUUAUUUCUCCAA
This is a messenger RNA of Musa acuminata AAA Group (dessert banana), 2355 nucleotides long. Its product is annotated as receptor-like cytoplasmic kinase 185. Gene Ontology annotation, molecular function: ATP binding; protein kinase activity. The coding region runs from base 236 to 1735 and encodes 499 amino acids. The transcript is spliced from 5 exons. Lineage: Eukaryota; Viridiplantae; Streptophyta; Magnoliopsida; Zingiberales; Musaceae. Gene Ontology annotation, biological process: protein phosphorylation. The record is from RefSeq and is a predicted model, not a curated record.